This is a messenger RNA of Ilex paraguariensis (yerba mate), 937 nucleotides long. NCBI's taxonomy places the organism in Eukaryota, Viridiplantae, Streptophyta, Magnoliopsida, Aquifoliales, Aquifoliaceae. The record is from the annotation of a GenBank genome assembly.
AGAGAGAGAGAGAGAGAGAGAGGACACUACGCAUUUAGGGAUUAACGCCUUAACGCUACAAAGCCCUACUCUGUUUCCUCUGAAUCUUUCAAACGAAUUGGAAGAAAAUGAGGUCAGAGACGGCGACAUUGAUUCUGGUGAACCUUGCCGGAAUAAUGGAAAGAGCCGAUGAGUCACUUCUCCCUGAAGUUUACAAGGAAGUCGGAGAGGCACUCCACACGGAUCCAACUGCUCUGGGCUCGCUCACACUGUUCCGUUCGAUGGUUCAGGCCUCGUGUUACCCUCUAGCCACUUACCUAGCCGUGCGUCACAACCGAGCUCAUGUCAUCGCUUAUGGGGCCUUCCUCUGGGCAGCCGCCACCUUCCUUGUCGCCUUCUCCUCCACCUUCUUUCAGGUCAAUCCAGCACCAAUCCAUUUUUUCUUCAAUUUGAAUUUUGGGCUUUGGAAUCGUGGAAAUUUUAGUUAUGUUUUGAUUUAUUGUGUGAUUAUAUAAAUGUUUGGUGGUGUUGGAUUGAUUUCCAAAUUCACUUGCCUAGCUGAUUUUUUUUUUUUCCUUGUGGGUAUUUGGGUUGGAUGUCAUUUUAAUUAUUCUUGACAAGAUUGAAUUCAAUUGCUGUUGUUUUUACUAAUAGACUUCGAGAUUGAGUAUAGCAGUAUAGGCUAUGGUAAGAUAGUGGUAGGACAAGUUUAUCAUCCUGGGCAACUGAUAUUAGAAGACAAUUUGAAGAAUGGAAAUAGGAAAGGGGAAUUAGAUUAUAUGCGAAAUCAUAAAACUAUAAUUUUGCGCUAAUUGACAGUAUAAGUAUAUUUGGUUUAGGUAUUAAGAGAUUGGAUUGGAUUUAUUUAAUCCAUUGAUGAUGUAAUACCAAGUUUGAAUUGAGUUAUAGUGACCCGGUUCAUUAUUAUCAUUUAACACUUAAUAUUAGUUAUUGAUGA